Molecule: messenger RNA, 1887 nt
Organism: Fusarium sp. VM40
Lineage: Eukaryota; Fungi; Ascomycota; Sordariomycetes; Hypocreales; Nectriaceae
Source: the annotation of a GenBank genome assembly
AUGGCCGACAGACUCUUCAAAAGUACAAAAACCACCACUAUCCCCCAUCUCACAGCCCUCCGCAAGACACUUGGCUACGACAACCCAGGCCAGCAGGAAGACAUUGCCUUUAAAAGGGCCAUUAAAGAACAGCUCGGAACCUUUGUGUCUUCUGGCGAUAAAAUCUCAGGUUAUAAGUUGACCAAGUGGACAAGUCCCUCCCAUCAGAGAGGACUCCUGGAGAUAACAAAAGACUUUCUCGAUAACAAGGGAAACGGGCCUUUGUUCUGGCCGGAUAGACACAGUUCGACCGACACAAGGCCCCUUGAGUAUUCUAAAGACUCUAAAAAGAUUCGUUGUCUUAUGAUCAAGGUCUUUUGGCGUGCAGCUCGCGAGUAUAAACGAUACAAGGUCUCGACGCCAACGAUCCCUCAAGUACCAUCACAGCCUAGCAAGGCCACCGAGACACUACCAGAAGCUACGAGCAAGGUGAAUAACACUCAUCCUCGAGUUGUAGAUAAGGUCCAUGAUCCCAGGGGUAACAGUGUCGACGACCCUAUAGAUCUUGAGACUAUGACCUCUAGCACAAGCGUUCCGGGGCCCUCUAAAGAUAUUGAUCAUUUCUUGUCAUUCGAAUUUACCUUGUUUGCUGCCCGUUCCGCUGAACUAGCCGACGAAAUGUCUGGUUCAGACCCUUCCCAAUCAUCCGUACUACCCCCUGAUGUACUUAGCGAUAUCUUAGACUGUCGACCUCUGGAGCCUCCAAACAGUUCUCAAACUGUACAGCCUGCAAACAUGCACGGUACAGACCUGUAUGAUGGGCCCGAGAGUUCUCCGGUAACACAAACUGCACAAACCAAUGGCAAACGGCCGGCCGAAACAAACCACAAUGAUAACAACCAUCAAGCCAAAAUCCCCAGACAAGAUCCAAGUGUCUCUGAGCGACAGUCUUCCAAUGCCUCAAAGGCCGGGAGAAAGACCAAGAGCGUCGCCCCUCAAGCGACUAGGGUUCUCGAUCGAGCGAGGCGUAAAACAGUGCACCCUAACGGUGCUACUGAAGAGGAAAUGCAAGCUCUUGAUAAAAGCCCAACUCCGUCUUCGCCCGAGUGCGUUAGGCAUGCAAACCAGGACCAGCAGGCCAAAGACAAGGCUGGUGGCCCUUCGUCAAAGACUCCAGCCCCUCGCCACGGUAUUGCCAGUGGUCAGAGACAGCCUUCUAUAGAGGAUCGUAGAGCGGGAGCAGCUCUAUCGGCUGAGAGACAGACUGCUGCUGCUGCUGCUGCUGCUACUAUUACUACUGCUGCUACCAAUGCGGCGCCAGUAGUAGAGCAGCAACCAUCCGUUACGGCUGGUCUCUCAGCCAGAGCCCAGGGAAAGCAACCUGCUCUGCCAGAGACACAGACUACUGCCACUCAAGCUGGAUCAAGCAGAGAGCGUGAGCUGCUGGAAGCACCUACAUCGAGGCCAGAGGUCAACAGUACUCGAACAGAGAACAACCUUCCUCCUCCUGAGACUUCCACUGCGCAGUCAGUUGGUACCAUUGAAUUCAACGAAGAGGAACAAGCAGCCGUUGAUGCCAGCCGGAUCACAUACAGGCACAAAAUUACCCGCGCAAAUAGUUACGUUACCUGGAAACCCUCGUCCAUGAUAUUCCACAUGUCACUUGCCGAUAUCGCAAGGGAGCUAGGCGUGGUAGGCUCGAGACGUCUAUAUUUCAACUUCAGGGGCCGACUAGGCAAUGUCCCAGACGACUUUGCUUCAAGUGAUGAGGAGAGAUUCACCAGCUUUAUGUAUGAGUGUUUGCGGAAUGUCACCGAUCAGUAUUUGUCUCCAGCGGCACGGAGGCAGGGGCUGAGAUACUACCAGCUGUACAUUUCGGAUGCGCCUAUCCGGAUAUCAGAAGGGUAG